AUGGAAUUGGAUAAAAAGCUAAAAAUUGAAGCAUUAUUAGCAGUGCAUCUUGUAAACUCUAGAGAGGAAAUUGAUGAGCUAAUCUCUGAGGAAAACCAGUCAGUUUUUGUUAGUGGACACCAACAAGUAAGCCUAAUGGCUGAGGUUAAGGCAGAUGAUGUUAAGGAUAGUAAGGUCUCUGAGAUAUCGACACAAGAAGAGCAACCAGAGACUGAGAAACCAACAGAGGAUAAGGUGACUAACACAAAGCAACUAGAAUCAGAGAAACCGACAGUUGAAGAGGUACUAGUACAGACUGAAAAAUCAAAUGCAGAGGUACAAACACAGAUAAAGGAAUUCAAAGAAAAUUUAGAUUUUGAGAGUAAAAUGGAAAGAAAAAGUGGGCGUUCAAAGGAGGAGGGGAGCGUGUCAUUAUGGGCAUUGUUCAAGUACGCGGACUCAAUAGAUUGGUGGCUCGUUGGUGUGGGUAGUUUAGGAUGCAUAGCUGAUGGAGUGUCCAUGCCUAUCUUAAUGGUCGUCAUGGGUACCCUGAUGAAUGUAUUUGGAAAUUAUGAUCAAUCUUCUGAAGCCACUAGGAUCGAAUUUAUUUAUGAAAUGAACAAGUAUUCUCUAUACAUGGUCUAUCUUGCUGUCGCCACUGGGUUUGCUGCAUUUUUAGCGGGAUUUUGUUGGACAAGGACCGGCGAAAGGCAGGCCUGUCGCAUGCGGAGGAAAUACUUGAAGGCUGUGCUGAGGCAGGACGUGGGAUUCUUUGACAUUCAAGGAACCACCACAUCCCAAGUAGUUACAAGCGUUUCCAACGAUACUCUUGUCAUUCAAGAUGUUUUGGCUGAAAGGAUACCAGACUUCCUCAAGAACGCAGUUUACUUUAUUAGCAGUUACAUCACGGCUUUCUACUUGACAUGGAGGCUGGCACUUGUGGCAUUUCCAUUCGUGAUAUUUCUCAUAAUUCCGGGAGUAAUGUAUGGGCGGAUUCUAGUUGGAAUCGCUCACAAGACGCGAAAAGCCAAUAGCAUUGCCUGCAACAUUGCAGAGCAAGCUCUGUCGUCGAUUGGAACAGUCUUUUCUUUCGUAGGAGAGGAAACAACAAUCACCAAGUUCGCAGACGCACUUAAUGUGAGUGUAAAGCUUGGAAUUAAGCAGGGCCUGGUCAAAGGCAUAGCAGUGGGAAGCACAGGAAUGGUACUCUGUUUGUGGGCAUUCAUAUCAUGGUAUGGUACCAGACAGAUAAUGUAUCAUGGAGCAAACGGAGGAAGGAUUUUUGCAACUGGAACUACUUUAAUUUUAGGUGGCGCAGCUUUGGGCUCUGCAAUUCCAAAUAUUCGGUACUUUUCGGAAGCUUGCACCGCUGCUCAACGUAUAUUUGAGAUGAUCGAGAGGGUGCCCAUCAUUGACUCUGAUGAUAGCAACGGAGAAAUUCUUGAACAAGUGUGCGGUGAAGUCGAAUUCAGAAAGGUUGAAUUUGCAUACCCAUCGAGACCAGAAACCCUCAUAUUUUCUAAUUUCUGUCUCACCAUCCGGCCUGGCAAAACAGUCGCUUUGGUGGGAGGGAGUGGAUCAGGAAAGUCUACGGCGGUUGCGUUGGUGGAGAGGUCUUACGAUCCUCUGGGUGGGCAGAUUCUGCUGGACGGAGUUGAUAUUCGGGAACUGAAUCUGAAAUGGGUGCGCAGUCAAAUUGGAUUAGUGAGCCAAGAGCCUGCGCUGUUUGCGACUUGUAUCAAAGAAAACAUUUUGUUUGGGAAGGAGGGAGGCAGCAUGGAGGAUGUUAUUGCGGCCGCCAAGGCCGCCAACGCUCACAAAUUUAUCACCCAGUUACCAGACGGGUAUGACACCCAGGUAGGAGAGCACGGAGGGCAGAUGUCUGGAGGACAAAAGCAACGAAUAGCCAUUGCAAGAGCCAUGAUAAGAGAUCCUCGGCUACUUGUGCUGGACGAGGCCACCAGCGCUCUGGAUGCAGAGUCGGAGAAGAUUGUUCAAGCUGCCCUGGACAAUGCUUCUAUUGGUCGUACAACGCUCAUAAUCGCCCACCGCCUCUCCACAAUCCGCAAUGCCGACCUUAUCGCAGUGGUCCAUGGUGGUCAUGUGAUCGAGUCUGGCCAGCACAGCGAUUUGAUAAGAAGAGAUGGUGGAGCCUACGCCACACUGGUUCAAAUCCAGCACGCUUCAAGGCAGGCAGAGGAGGCAGGAGCAGAGUACUACGAUGCAGGAGAGACAACAAAUACAAGUGAAUACGAGCGUUUUCUGAAGAAAACUGUGUCAAAAUUUAUGCAAUCAAGAUCAAGAAGCUGCAGCUUGGUGACCAAAUCAAGCUCACGCCAGUCCGUAUCAGUGCAUCCGGAACAGGAGAAAAAGCAGGUUUUAUCUUCUGCCCCAUCGUUCCGUCGGCUGGUGAUGUUAAAUGCAUCAGAAUGGAAGCAGGCUGUAAUGGGGUGUUUGGGUGCCAUUGCCUUUGGUGGAGUUCAGCCCACUCAUUCCUUCAUCCUUGGGUCCACGAUUUCUGUGUUUUUCAUUACAAACCACGACGAGAUGAAAGAGAAAACCAGAAACUACUCCCUCAUUUUCUUCAGCUUGGGGAUCUUUUCUAUGCUGGUUAAUGUGCUCCAGCACUACAAUUUCGCCAUCAUGGGGGAAUAUCUCACCAAAAGAGUCCGGGAGAGAAUGCUGUCGAAGAUCCUCAGCUUUGAAGUAGGGUGGUUCGAUCAAGAUCAGAAUUCCAGCGGAGCCAUUUGCUCCAGGCUCACCAAAGAGGCUAAUGUGGUGAGAUCUCUUGUGGGAGAUCGUAUAUCUCUAAUUGUACAGACUAUCUCUGCAGUGGCAAUAACCUUCACUGUGAGUUUGAUUAUAGCAUGGCGUCUUGCAGUUGUAGUGAUAGCAAUACAACCAGUUGCAGUAGCAAGCCACUACGCAAGAAAAGUGCUUCUUACUCGUAUGUCUGCAAGGGUUGUGAAAGCCCAAGAUCAGGGAAGCCAAGUGGCAUCAGAGGCUGUAGGCAACCACAGGACUAUUACAGCCUUCUCUUCACAGGAGAGGAUUCUGGGUCUGUAUGAAAAGACUCAAGAGGGCCCUCACAGAGAAAGCAUGGAGCAUUCUUGGGUUGCAGGAAUAGUUCUUGGGGCAUCACAAUGCCUGAAUUAUCUAACUUCAGCACUCAGCUUCUGGUACGGAGGGCGUCUUGUCUACCAUGGGUACAUCUCAUCCCAAGAGUUUUUCAAAAUAUUUCUCAUUUUGAUGAGCACUGCAAGAGUUAUAGCAGAAGCAGGGAGUAUGACCAGUGAUAUUGCCAAAGGCUCAGAUGCCGUCAACUCAGUUUUUGCUAUUUUAGACAGAAAGAGCCGCAUAAAUCCAGAUGAUGAAAAGGGCGAGAAACCAGCCAAAUUACGAGGGAAUAUCGAUCUCAAACGUGUUUGCUUCGCAUACCCAUCUCGUCCAGAUGUUAUGGUUUUCAACAAGUUCAGCCUCAGCAUAAAGGAGGGUCAAAGAGUGGCUCUUGUUGGGGAGAGCGGGUCAGGGAAAUCCACAAUUAUUGGGUUGAUUGAGAGAUUCUAUGACCCAUUCAAGGGGGCUGUGAUAAUUGAUGGAAGAGAUAUUAAAGGGUUCAACUUGAGGAGCCUCAGGCAGCAUAUAGGCCUGGUUGGCCAGGAGCCUGCCCUGUUUGCAGGAAGCAUUCGAGACAACAUUUGCUAUGGAAAACAGAAUGCAACUGAGGCAGAGAUGACUGAGGCUGCCAAGGCGGCCAAUGCUCACGACUUCAUAAGUUGUUUGAAGGAUGGAUAUGAUACAGAGAGUGGGGACAAGGGGGUGCAAUUGUCAGGAGGACAAAAACAAAGAAUUGCAAUAGCAAGGGCAAUAAUAAAGAAUCCAAGCAUAUUGCUACUGGACGAGGCCACUAGUGCACUAGAUAGCCAGUCUGAAAAGGUAGUACAAGAGACUUUGAAUAGAGUAAUGGUGGGAAGAACUAGUGUAAUUGUAGCUCAUCGAUUAAGCACUAUUCGUGAUGUAGAUUUAAUAGUUGUGAUUAAAGAAGGAAUGGUUGUUGAGCAAGGUAAUCAUUCUAAUUUGAUGGGGAAAGGAGUAGGUAGUCUUUAUUUUUGUUUGGUCACUAUGCAAGGUGCUAAUGAGCCAUAA
Molecule: messenger RNA, 4125 nt
Organism: Cryptomeria japonica (Japanese cedar)
Lineage: Eukaryota; Viridiplantae; Streptophyta; Pinopsida; Cupressales; Cupressaceae
Product: ABC transporter B family member 15-like
Exons: 10
Coding region: 1-4125 (1374 amino acids)
Biological process (GO): transmembrane transport
Cellular component (GO): membrane
Molecular function (GO): ATP hydrolysis activity; ATP binding; ABC-type transporter activity
Source: RefSeq, a predicted model, not a curated record